AUUUACUUUGAGCAAAUGAUUAGUUUUAGGAGGAUGGACUAUAACAUUGAAUCAAUUACAAAAUGCGGGUUUUGAGCCCAUUACUGUUGGGGCUUGAGGGAGAGAAACAAACAGGCGAGCUGCAGGAGCGCAUUGGAAGCUUGGGGCUUAUUUUUUUACUCCGUAUAUAGGAUUUUCCUUGCGAAUUGACAUAGAAGGAGAAGUUCUCAGGAGCAAUGGGGACCUCCCACCAGGCCUUCCUGGUCCUCAGCUGUCUCCUCACAGGGCCGAGCCUCAUCUUCUGCCAGCUCUUGUUACCCUCCAUCCUCCCAAACGAGAAUGAGAAGGUUGUGCAGCUGAAUUCCUCCUUUUCUCUGAGAUGCUUCGGGGAGAGUGAAGUGAGCUGGCAGCACCCCAUGUCUGAAGAAGAGGACCCCAAUGUGGAAAUCAGAAACGAGGAGAAUAACAGCGGCCUCUUUGUGACGGUUCUGGAAGUGGUCAACGCCUCGGCGGCCCACACCGGAUGGUACACUUGCUACUACAACCACACUCAGACGGAGGAGAGCGAGAUCGAAGGCAGGCACAUCUACAUCUAUGUGCCAGACCCAGACAUGGCCUUUGUGCCUCUAGGGAUGACGGAUUCUUUAGUCAUCGUAGAAGAGGACGAUUCUGCCGUCAUCCCUUGUCGCACCACAGAUCCGGAGACUCAAGUAACCUUGCACAACAAUGGUAGGCAGGUGCCGGCCUCUUACGACAGCAGGCAGGGUUUCAACGGGACCUUCAGUGUGGGGCCAUACAUCUGUGAGGCCACCGUCAGAGGGAGGACGUUCAAGACCGGCGAAUUCAACGUUUAUGCUUUGAAAGCAACGUCAGAAUUGAAUCUGGAGAUGGAAGCACGCCAAACCGUGUAUAAGUCAGGGGAAACGAUUGUGGUGACCUGCGCUGUCUUUAACAAUGAGGUGGUUGACCUUCAGUGGACGUACCCUGGAGAAGUGAGAAACAAGGGUAUCACCAUGCUGGAGGAGAUCAAACUCCCAUCCAUCAAACUGGUGUACACUUUGACGGUCCCCAAGGCCACGGUGAAAGACAGUGGAGAUUACGAAUGUGCUGCCCGGCAGGCCACCAAGGAGGUCAAAGAAAUGAAGAAAGUCACCAUUUCUGUCCACGAGAAAGGUUUUGUGGAGAUCAAGCCCACCUUCGGCCAGAUGGAAACCGUCAACUUGCAUCAGGUCAGAGAGUUCGUGGUGGAGGUGCAGGCCUACCCCACUCCCAGGAUAUCUUGGCUGAAGGACAACUCAACUCUGAUUGAGAAUCUCACCGAGAUCACCACCGACGUGCAGAAGAGCCAGGAAACGAGAUAUCAAAGCAAAUUAAAGUUGAUCCGGGCUAAGGAAGAAGACAGCGGCCAUUACACCAUCAUAGUUCAAAAUGACGACGACGUGAAGAGUUACACGUUUGAGCUGUCAACUCUGGUUCCUGCCUCCAUCCUGGAGCUUGUGGAUGACCACCAUGGUUCUGGUGGGGGACAGACUGUGAGGUGCACAGCGGAAGGGACACCCCUCCCGGACAUCGAGUGGAUGAUCUGCAAGGAUAUUAAGAAAUGCAAUAAUGACACUUCCUGGACAAGUUUGGCCAGCAAUGUCUCAAACAUCAUCACAGAGUUCCACCGCCGAGGCAGGAGUACUGUGGAGGGGCGGGUGUCCUUUGCCAAAGUGGAAGAGACCAUCGCAGUUCGAUGCCUGGCAAAGAAUGACCUUGGCACUGGGAACCGAGAGCUGAAGCUGGUGGCUCCCACCCUGCGUUCUGAGCUCACGGUGGCGGCAGCGGUGCUGGUGCUGUUAGUGAUUGUCAUCGUCUCUCUCAUUGUCCUGGUUGUCAUCUGGAAGCAGAAGCCACGCUAUGAGAUCCGCUGGAGAGUCAUUGAGUCUAUCAGCCCCGACGGACAUGAGUAUAUUUACGUGGAUCCGAUGCAGCUGCCUUACGACUCCAGAUGGGAAUUCCCAAGGGAUGGGCUAGUGCUUGGUCGGAUCUUGGGAUCUGGUGCAUUUGGGAAAGUGGUUGAAGGCACAGCCUAUGGAUUAAGUCGGUCCCAGCCUGUUAUGAAGGUCGCUGUCAAGAUGCUUAAACCCACAGCGAGAUCCAGCGAAAAGCAAGCUCUCAUGUCUGAGCUGAAGAUAAUGACCCACUUGGGACCACAUUUGAACAUUGUGAACUUGCUGGGAGCCUGCACCAAGUCAGGCCCCAUUUACAUCAUCACCGAGUACUGCUUCUAUGGGGAUUUGGUCAACUAUUUGCAUAAGAAUAGAGAUAGCUUCAUGAGCCGUCACCCAGAGAAACCAAAGAAAGAGCUGGACAUCUUUGGACUGAAUCCUGCCGAUGACAGUACAAGGAGUUACGUGAUUUUAUCUUUUGAAAACAAUGGUGACUACAUGGACAUGAAACAAGCCGACACCACUCAGUAUGUCCCCAUGCUCGAAAGGAAAGAAGUCUCUAAAUACUCCGACAUCCAGAGAUCGCUGUAUGAUCGGCCAGCCUCCUAUAAGAAGAAGUCUAUGCUAGACUCAGAAGUCAAAAACCUCCUUUCUGACGAUGACUCCGAGGGUCUGACUUUGCUGGAUUUAUUGAGCUUCACCUAUCAAGUUGCCCGAGGAAUGGAAUUUUUGGCUUCCAAAAAUUGCGUCCACCGGGACCUGGCUGCCCGCAAUGUCCUUCUGGCACAAGGGAAAAUUGUGAAGAUCUGUGACUUCGGCCUGGCCAGAGACAUCAUGCAUGAUUCCAACUACGUGUCAAAAGGCAGCACUUUCCUGCCUGUGAAGUGGAUGGCUCCUGAGAGCAUCUUUGACAACCUCUACACCACGCUGAGUGACGUCUGGUCUUACGGCAUUCUGCUCUGGGAAAUCUUCUCCCUUGGUGGCACACCCUACCCCGGCAUGAUGGUUGAUUCUACUUUCUACAAUAAGAUCAAGAGUGGAUACCGGAUGGCCAAACCUGACCAUGCCACCAGUGAAGUCUACGAGAUUAUGGUGCAGUGCUGGAGCAGCGAGCCUGAGAAGAGACCCUCCUUCUACCAUCUGAGCGAGAUCGUGGAGAAUCUGCUGCCUGGACAAUAUAAAAAGAGUUACGAAAAGAUUCACCUGGACUUCCUAAAGAGCGACCAUCCGGCUGUGGCCCGCAUGCGCGUGGACUCUGACCAUGCGUACAGUGGUGUCACUUACAAGAAUGAAGACGACAAGCUGAAGGACUGGGAAGGUGGCCUGGACGAACAGAGGCUCAGUGCAGACAGUGGCUACAUCAUCCCCCUGCCAGACAUCGACCCUGUUCCGGAGGAGGAAGACCUGGGCAAGAGGAACAGACACAGCUCGCAGACAUCAGAAGAGAGUGCUAUCGAGACAGGCUCCAGUAGUUCCACCUUCAUCAAGAGAGAGGACGAGACCAUCGAGGACAUCGACAUGAUGGACGACAUUGGCAUAGACUCGUCAGAUCUGGUGGAGGACAGCUUCCUGUAACCGGCAGGUUUGGGGGGUUUCUUCUACUCCUGGAGCCUCCUUGGGAUCCCUUUAAGAAAACCACUUCGUUGCAAUGCAAAGAUUGAGAAGAGGACUUGGGUGAUGUGGAAAGAGAAGGUCCCAGCGACAGGCCGCAGGGAGCCUCUAGAGUGAAUGGGACCCUUGGACCGAAGUUUGUUCGUGUUGCCUCUUGCAAUGCGUCGGUAGCAUCUCAGCAGUGUGUGAGGUUUGGAGAUGGAUGGACAAGGGAAUAACAGGCCACAGAAGAUGAGCUUUGUGUUUCCAGGGCACUGGUGAGACUCCCACACACGCAAUCCGUGCUGCAACCCAGCUCCAGUGUUGUACUUACGUAAAUAACUCUAACCAAGGAUGUGUUUAGGUUUGUGCUCACUUUCCUCCCUGGACUUCUGAAGAGACCACUCAAUCCAGCCAUGUACUUCCCUCUCGGAAUCCGGUACCAGCUGCUGUUGAACUUUCUCAUGAAGUACAUGCAAAACCACUUUGAACCUUGAAAGGUACUGGGACCGUCCUGUUUUACUGUCUUGUUAGUGUUAAUGAAGCAAAAGAUGAAAACUAACCGACCUUGAGUAAUAGAUUGGGGCUUUUAGGAGCCCUAGAACUUCUCUGUAUAUUGUAAUCUAUACUUAUAAUACUACUACUGUUAAUAGGAAUGCUAAAUAUGUAACCCAUAACAUGAUUUCCCACCAGACAAAGCACAAUUAAAACAAAAAACCUUACUAAGUAGGUGACAAGUUUGGCAGUUUUUGACAUUUAUAUUAAGUAACAUGUUUCUCAGUAAAAUAUAAUAGCUUUAGUGGAUUAAAGUUAGCAAGCACUAGAGAGCCGAGUAUAAGUAGUGUCAUCCAGAAGUCUUUGAUACUGUGUACUAAGUAGUGUUCUCCCUAAUCCAUGGCACUAAAAGCAGUUAAUCACCUCUGAAGUAAUGGGAUUAGAAACAGGCAAAGCGGAACCCCUGCAUCCUAAAUGUUCUCAGUAUAAAAGCUUAAGCCUGGGCCCAGUAUGACUUCUCAUGCUGUGACCUUGUGGAACUGGACAGUCCACAAAAGGACUCAGAUGGGUAGAAGUUUCUUUUAUGACUGGUGGUGACUUUGAUGGAUCCCACCCAUCCCUUCUUUUUAAAUCUAUGACCUUUAAGGAUGCUUCGACAGCAGUACCUUAUUUUCUGUCCUCUCUUGUCUUAAAGAGAAAGAGCCGGAGAUGCCGAAACCACAACGGUGCUGUUGAAUGAAGGUUGUGUGGGCAUUGGCUUAGCUCUUUAGUUCCCACAAUUAACUGCAACUGUAGUCUCUAGCCCUAGGUUUUCACCCCAGAGAUCUGGAAUUCCUGGGUUCGAGGGGAGCAGGAACCUACAUAUAUUUUGAUAAAUUCCUUGGUGCUUCUGAUCAACUAGCGUUCAGAAUCACUGGCUUGGGUUACAGGGGGUUGCCGUGGGUGGGGAUUUUGAAAUUUGGAACUGGACUAGAAGUCAACUGUGCAGGAAGGCUACUAUUUAAGCCCUUGGCUUCAUGUCAAUAACAUUUGAUGCCACGUAUGUAGCAAUUUCCAUUCUUAAUUUAAGUUUCCAGGCUUAGCUGAGGCUGAGAAAGCAAAAUCUUGGUUUGGGCGCAUCUUCCAGGUCUUUGUACAGUUGGCUCUGUAUUUGGUGGAGAAAAUGAAAAAGUUUUCCUGCUGGGGGGGGAGGGUUAGGUGUGUGUCAUAACCAUCCAAACUGUCAAACUGGCUAGUGUGAGUUCAUUGGCAUUCUCUGCAGUGUGCCUAAUUGCUGACUCUGUAUGAAAGAAACAUGGGCUGUGAUUACUGCAAUCACUGUGUUGCUUCCAGCAGGUGAUGCUUUGGAAGCCAUGGAAGCAAUGGCAAGGUACUUGACUGCCUACUGGGACAAUCUCCGUGCAAACCCCAACUUUCCCUUUUCACAGGAAGUGAGAAGACUGAGCCAGAUUGGCCAAUUAAAAAACAAAAACCUGACUAGCUUCUUUCGAGCCAAUUAGACAUGAAGCACAUUCGUGUUUCUAGAAUUGCAGCUCAAGCGUUCUGUUUGUCACCUGUUCAUACAGCCUUGUGUUUGUUGGCUCUUUCUCCUCUGGUGUUGCUUUGGGCCUUGCAUGACACCAUGAGGUUGGAUGCACAGUCCCUGUCCUUAGCUGUUCUCUUCUCUGAGAUUGAAUGGGAAUUCGUUUGUUUUUGUUUUUUUGAGACAGGGUCUCUCUAUGUAGCUCUGGCUGUCCCGGAACUCUCUAUGUAGACCAGGCUGACCGUUAACUCUCAGAGAUUCAUUUGCCUCUGCCUCCCAAGUGCUGGGAUUACAGGCAUGCACCACCAUACUCGGCAGGAAUACAUCUUUAUUUUUAAACAGUGUUUUGAGUGUACCCCUGAUUCAUUUCCUUUAUGGUCUCCUGCAGAGUCCCCGGAAGAAAAUUUACCAAUCUUUUUUGCUUUCUGUUUUAAUGACGACAAUCAAAGCUGGCCCGAGGAACACAAUUUGUGACUUUUUAAAUGAUCAAUGAUGUCCUUAAAACGUGGUCUGCCAACCUGUACAAAAUGGUCCUAUAUUUGUGAAGAGGGACGUAAGAUAAAAUGAUGUUAUACAUCAAUAUGUAUAUAUGUAUUGCUAUGUAGACUUGGAGAAUACUGCCAAAACGUGUAUGACAAGCUGUAUCACUGCCUUUGUUUAUAUUUUUUUAACUGUGAUAUUCCCCACAGGCACAUUAACUGUUGCACUUUUGAAUGUCCAAAAUUUAUAUUUUAGAAGGAAUAAAGAGAAAAAUACUUACAUGCUCCCCACAUGGUGGUGUGUUGAAUGUGUGAGAGCAGCGAGCUCCACGGGAGGCUCUGCCGACACCAGAUGGCUUCCAGAUACCCCUGUUCGUGUUGUUUUAAAAAGUGUAAAUGGAGAUCUUUAUAUUUCAAUAAAUGAUUUAUUAUAUAUGA
Molecule: messenger RNA, 6434 nt
Organism: Chionomys nivalis (European snow vole)
Lineage: Eukaryota; Metazoa; Chordata; Mammalia; Rodentia; Cricetidae
Gene: Pdgfra
Product: platelet derived growth factor receptor alpha
Exons: 23
Coding region: 216-3485 (1089 amino acids)
Biological process (GO): protein phosphorylation; platelet-derived growth factor receptor signaling pathway; multicellular organism development
Cellular component (GO): signaling receptor complex
Molecular function (GO): platelet-derived growth factor alpha-receptor activity; ATP binding; platelet-derived growth factor binding
Source: RefSeq, a predicted model, not a curated record